GCUGGAAAGGCGGCGCUGAUCGGGUAUUCCGUCAUUUGCGAUCAUGUCGGUGACCUUUCGAGUGCUCUCGCCCAACGAGGCCGAGGCCGCCCACGCGAUCGAGGUCGCCUCGUACGCGCCCGGGAAGGCGGCGACGUUGAUGCAGAUCCGCGACCGCAUCCACCGCGCAAGCGACUUCUUUUUGGGUGUUUACGAGGCGGCGACGCUGGUCGGCUUUGUCAACGGGACGCUCUCAGCGCAGCGAGAGCUCACAGAAGACAGCAUGGCUGGGCACGACCCGCGUGGCCACUACCUCUGUAUCCACUCGCUCGUCAUUGCAGCGUCGCACCGCCGCCAAGGCCUCGCGACCAAGCUCCUCUCGACGUACGUGCGCCGGCUCGUGGACGAGACCAACGUUGCGCUCAUUGCGCUCUUGGCCGAGCCGGCCCACGUGGCCUUUUACGUCAAAUGCGGCUUUGCCGUUCUCCGCAUGUCGCCAAUCGCGUACAAUCAAGCGCCCGAUUUGGAGCUCGCCUUCGACUGCAGAGCCGUACGCCAGCUCGACGUUGUCGUCGUCGACGCUUUUGCAACGAGACCGUACGAAGGCAACCCCGCGGCCGUCGUCGUCAUCAGCUGCCGCCAGUUUGACGCACCGGGCGUCGACCACUGGAUGCAGCAAGUGGCCAUGGAGCGCAACUUGAGCGAAACCGCGUACGUGGCGCCGCUGAGCGAAGCGCAUGUCGGGCAGAACGAGUACCGCCUGCGGUGGUUCACGCCAGGCUGUGAGAUUCGACUCUGUGGCCAUGCGACGCUGGCCGCCGCGUUCACGCUCUUUGAAGGCGGCCAUUGCGACAAGACGGAGUGCAUUCGCUUUCACACGCUGUGGGAGCGGUGUGCUCACGACGCGCUACGUCGUCCAGCCCGACGGCCGCUCCGAGAUCGAGAUGGACUUUCCAUCUCUUGUCCAGCAAGAGCACGACGAUGCCUGGCGCUGUGCGACGUCGUCGACGCUGCUGCACGCUCUGCAGCUUGCGAACAGUGAAAUUCUCGCGGUCGUCGAAUAUGGUACCAAGGUUCUCUGCCAUGUGCGACCGUCGGCGUACGACGCGGUGCAGCCGGACUUUGCACUGCUCGCGACGCUGCCUUGCCAGUCGGUCGUCCUCACGUGCGCAGCGCCCUUGGCGUCGGGCUACGAUUUCUACAGUCGCUUCUUUGGCCCGAACGUCGGCGUUAAUGAAGACCCAGUGACAGGCAGUGCCCACUGCGCGCUCGCCCCGUAUUGGCAUGCGUACCUUCCGACGCACCCGCGGCAAUUCCGCGCCCGCCAAACGAGUCGGCGUGGCGGCGACGUCGGCGUGCGCCUGACCGAUGACAACCGCGUCUUCCUCACUGGAUCGGCCGUCAUGACGCUGCGGGGAAAAAUGCUCGAAUGACGCUUUGCAAGCGCAGCCGUCUGCUGCUAGCUCCUCGAAACUAACCCCACUAAGCCGGCUGCACCAAAGCCCUUUCGCUUGAGUCUUAUCGGUGCAUGGCAUGCCAAUGCAGCGUCCGGCGUUGGCAGAUGAGAUGCACUUGCAGGU
This is a messenger RNA of Saprolegnia diclina VS20, 1559 nucleotides long. RefSeq lists its product as hypothetical. Lineage: Eukaryota; Oomycota; Saprolegniomycetes; Saprolegniales; Saprolegniaceae. Gene Ontology annotation, biological process: biosynthetic process. Gene Ontology annotation, molecular function: acyltransferase activity, transferring groups other than amino-acyl groups; isomerase activity. Gene Ontology annotation, cellular component: cytoplasm. The record is from RefSeq and is a predicted model, not a curated record. The coding region runs from base 44 to 1021 and encodes 325 amino acids. The transcript is spliced from 5 exons.